AUGGCGUCCGCGAAGAUUGGCAUCAUCGCGCGCGUGCGGCCAGCGUUGCCGCACGAGAUAGACGACGGGAGUGUUGUGGUCCAGAAUAGUGGCAGCGGCGGCUCAAUACACGUAUACAUGAAUGACGGGAACAAGGCAUCCAAGCAGUUUAAGUUCACGAACUGCUACGGUGCCGAUUCUCGACAGGAAGACAUCUUUAACAACGAUAUAGAGCCCAUGCUCCCCUUUCUCUUCGAUGGGAUCACUAUCACCAUUUUCGCGUAUGGUGUCACCUCGUCAGGCAAGACGCACACUAUCCAAGGCACUGCUGAGCAGCCCGGAGUCAUCAAGCGUGUCGUGGAGAAACUGUGCUAUAUGAUGGAUAGCCGCGCCGACGCGAACAUAUCCAUGAACAUGCAAUAUAUGGAAAUAUACAAGGAUGAAGUCUACGAUCUGCUCGUGCCUAAUCGGGAGCUUGCUCCCAAACUGGAAGUCCGCGAGUUCGAGGGUAAGGUGCUUGUACCGAAGCUCUCAAGGAAGCGUAUCAGCACCGAACAGGAAUUUCAUACGAUAUACCAGCGUGCAUCAAAUCAGCGUUCCGUUGGCUCGACUAAGCUCAACAGUCAUUCCUCUCGUUCUCACGCCAUUCUUUCCUUGCACAUCGAUAUAGUAGACCCCGCGUCCGGCAAGACGCUUACUGGGACAGUGAACCUCGUCGACUUGGCCGGGUCGGAGAACAACAAGCAUACCGGCAACGAUGCCAACCGCUUGAUUGAGUCCUCCGCCAUCAACAAGUCGCUGAGCACCCUGGGCAAGGUCAUUGAUGCGCUCAAUCGGGGCGAAAGCCGCAUACCGUACCGAGACUCCAAACUCACUCGCGUCUUGCAAGACGCCUUAGGCGGUUCGUCCAUGGGCUUACUGAUUUGCAACAUCGCCCCGGGCGCCAAGUUCAGGAAGGAUACCCUAAACACGCUCAACUUCGCAGCCAAGGCGCGCGACAUUGAGAACAAGGUCACCAUCAACGAGCGAGAAACGAAACCUCUUCCGAAGCCCCACUUCGCCGCUCUGACCCUUCAGCCCACGGCUGCCAAACCGGCGACGACGGUCGUGCAAGCCAUCAACGGCGGCGCUACUAUCAAUAAUGGCAGUCACGACAGCAGGCCUCCUAUUCACCAUGGUCGUCCGUCGAUGCUGCCUAAGGUGCCGCGCGCGUCGAUGCUGGCGUUGGAGUCGAACAGACAUCCAGUGAUCAAGACGGAAGAUACAUCGGGCGAGAAGCGGCUGACUGGUCGUGUGCAGCGACCGUCGAAUACGGCGCUGCCGCCGAACUUGAACACCCAGGUAUGGCUGGUGGUCGAGGAUGAACGUCAUGUGUGCCGAACAGCUCGACAGAUCCAGCAGAUGAUCCAGGCCGAGGUCGCGAAGCUCGUCGCACCGAAGGAGGCUGAGAAUCGGGAGCUCGAGCGGCGUGUGCGCGAGCUUGAGGAGGAGCGCAGGCAAGAGCGGGAAUACUCCAUGGAGCGGUCGCGCACGCGGGAGAGCACGGUCAAGUCGGAGCAGCCGGAUGUGCUACCGCCUGACAUUGCGGCUAUGCUGGCGUCGUCGGACUAUGCCAAUCAGGACUUGAUCGCCCGGUUGGACAACCUGGAGGCCGAGCUGCGCAGCAAGAACAACUCGUUGUAUGACGAGCUGACUCCGAUGCAGCGCAAGACCACCUGCCGCGCCUACCUCUACAUGGCUCGGCAAUACGAGAGUAUGGAUGACCUCGACAAUGCGCUUGCGCUUUACCGUAAGGCGCAGACCUACGCGCCGGACAACGACAAGCUCAGAGACAGGUGGAUACUUUUCGUUAUUCGUGUAUUUCUCCACCAACUCGCUGCCAACCGAAUAUUGGACACAGAGUACAAGCUGAAGAACAAGAGCAGGGCGGGGGAGGCGGACCGCUCUCCGAAGAAGAAGCGCCGGAGACGCAGCGAGGAGGAGGAGGACGAGGGGGAUGACUCCGCGGAGAAGGGCAGCGGACGGUCGAAGCGCUUUGGGAACGAGAUAACCAAUCAGGGGAGCUCGCCGAAGCGCAAGCGGUCACCAGAGGAGGGCGAGGAGGAGUACGCGGAGACGCCGCAGAAGCGACAGCGUGGGAUGGCCGUCGCCGCUGACGACGAUGACGACUAUGUGCCGCGGGCGAGGCGAAGCAAGCGGCAGCAGGCCAAGGCCGCCUAG
Messenger RNA from Schizophyllum commune H4-8, 2199 nucleotides. Its product is annotated as kinesin with motor region at N-terminus. The transcript has 14 exons. Gene Ontology annotation, biological process: microtubule-based movement; mitotic spindle organization. Lineage: Eukaryota; Fungi; Basidiomycota; Agaricomycetes; Agaricales; Schizophyllaceae. Gene Ontology annotation, molecular function: ATP binding; microtubule motor activity; microtubule binding. The record is from RefSeq and is a predicted model, not a curated record. Bases 1 to 2199 code for a protein of 732 amino acids.